This is a messenger RNA of Exophiala bonariae, 1704 nucleotides long. RefSeq lists its product as uncharacterized. The transcript has a single exon. The coding region runs from base 1 to 1704 and encodes 567 amino acids. The record is from RefSeq and is a predicted model, not a curated record. Lineage: Eukaryota; Fungi; Ascomycota; Eurotiomycetes; Chaetothyriales; Herpotrichiellaceae.
AUGAAGCCUCUGUCAUGGCUGACCUCAGCUUCCAUUCUGGGCCUCUCGAAAGGUCAGCACAUGGGUUUUGAUGCGAGGGAGGCAACAAUAUCAUCUAUUCAUUCAGAAUUAUUCGCGGGCCUUACAACAUGUCGAGCGAUUGUAUCUGCCUUUAUUGCACGAAUUGAAGCAUACAACCCGCUCAUAAAUGCCGUUAUUACUCUCAACUCGGAUGCUCUCAACAUAGCAGAUUCUCUGGAUGAAUCGCUUGCUUCAGGGAACACCACUGGGAAAUUGUUUUGCAUCCCCGUCCUGUUGAAGGACAACUACGACGCGGUGCCCAUGGCCACAACAGGUGGUAGUCUCCAGCUUAGUACUUGCUCGCCUCUUCAAGACGGACCUACAGUACUGGCACUCCGUGCUGCCGGAGCCGUCCUACUGGGGAAAACUAAUCUCCAUGAAUUUGCUCUUGAAGGCCUUGGCUUGUCGUCUCUCGGAGGGCAGACUCUCAAUCCGUACGACCUCACACGCACUGCCGGAGGGAGCUCCAGUGGUACAGGAGCAGCAAUAGCAGCAUCGUUCGCGGUCUUCGGUACUGGCACGGAUACUGUGAACUCCCUGCGGAGUCCAGCGAGUGCGAACAGUCUCUAUAGUUUUCGUCCGACAAGAGGACUGAUCUCUAGAGCGGGUAUCAUACCUGUGUCCCAUACGCAAGACACCGCAGGGGCUAUUGGUCGAAGUCUGCUAGACAUCGCGACUGCAUUGACAGUUAUGUCAAGCGUCGGGUACGACAGUAGCGACAACGCUACUUCGGAAAUUCCAUCGUCGGCCAUUGGCACUGACUACACGAGCUUCCUGUCACUAAAUGACAACCCGACAAACCUCACCGGAAUACAUAUCGGACUCCUGGAAGGCUUCUUCAACCGAACAACAAGCAGUGAAACCACACCGGUGAACAACCUAAUGGACGCUGUCAUCUCCCAGCUACAAAGACAAGGUGCCACUAUCAUACCCAUCAAAGAUACGACCACCUACAACGCCACAUCCAUCUUAUCGGAACUCGAUGUGCAGAAGUUCGAAUACCGAGAACUUCUUUCAGAAUACCUGUCAUCCCCCAACCUCCAGGGUACGCAUCCUCGCAGCAUGCCCGAGAUCUACAUCAACAGUACCAUCACUGACACCACGACACGACCAAACUUCGUCGUCAUCCCAGCACAAUACCAACACAUCCAGCAAUCACUCGUCUCCUCGACAUCCAACACCAGCUACACCACCAUCAAAGCGCGCAUCGCCAACCUCACUCAAACGCUACACUCAACGCUGCGCACCCAACGACUCUCCGCCAUCAUCUACCCGGAGCAAAAAAACCUGGUCGUGCCCAUCGGCUCACCGUCCCAGUCCGGCCGCAACGGCAUCCUCGCGGCGCUGACGGGGUCCCCGGUCAUCACGAUCCCGAUCGGCUUCUCGCCGGCGAGCGAAACUGCGCCGAUUGGAAUCCCUGUUGGCAUGGAGAUCCUCGGCCUCCCCUUCAGCGAGGGCACGCUGCUGCGCAUCGCCAAGGGCAUCGACGACCGACUGCACGCCCGCCGCAGCCCCGUCACUGCCGGCUUGAAUGACUACGACGACGCCGCCGCCGCCGUCCAGCACCCGCCGCACUAUUCGAGCGUGCCGACCAUCACGCCUCUGAACAACAUCCCUGCUGCGUACCCUCUCGGUCGUUUCUGA